Cyanistes caeruleus (blue tit) is the source of this 3501-nucleotide messenger RNA. The record is from RefSeq and is a predicted model, not a curated record. NCBI's taxonomy places the organism in Eukaryota, Metazoa, Chordata, Aves, Passeriformes, Paridae.
GCGCAGAGCCCUGGGGUGGCCAAGUCCCAGGAGAGCCACUGCCUGAGGAGGAAGCAGCUCCCUGCGUCUCUCUUCACGGGAAGACGGUGGACUUUACAUAGAGUGACAUAGAACAUGGACAGAGAAAAAGUGAAACCCAACUCCCAGCCCGCCCAAGGCCACUUGUUGAGCCUGCAGAGGAGGCCGAGAGAGAGGGAUGAGGCCGGAAGGAGAGGCCAGUGGACGGAGAAGGCCAAGAUCUUCUCUGUGCCGAGGGAGCCGUCUCCGUUGCACAUGUCCUCAUCCUCCUCACCGAUGCCCAUCAAGCUGCCACCGGUGGACCUCAGGCAACCGAAGGUGGGAACCAAACGUGACCAAUUCAAGGCCUCACAGUUGGAGCUCAGGCAGCCACAGGCAGCACCUCAGGGCAGCCGGAGCCGGGCCCUGUCCCUCUGUGGGGACAGGCUGCCACCACUGCCACCGCUGCCAUGGCUGCCACCACAGCAGCAGCUUCCACCUCUGCCACAGUUGCCCUACCUGGUGAGUCCCAGGGGCACUCGGAGCCAGGGCACAGAGCUGGGGAGAGCAGGAGAGAAGGGGCCCCAGCCCUGCAGCCCCUGUCCUGGGCAGUCACACACCCCCGUGCCCAGGGUGCUCUUGCCCCCGCUCAGGGUGGCCCAGGAGGGCACAGCCCCUGUGUCCCCGAGCUGGCAGCUGCAGCCUCUGCCACCCAUCCCCUCAGGGACUCGAGUCAUGGAGCACAGCCUCACAGGCACAGCUCCAGAAAAACAGGAAAACUAUGAGCUGUCCCAAGGGGAAAACGACAGUGACCCUGAGCUGUCCCCAGUGACUGAGGACAUCGAGCUCUCUCCAGGGGACAGCAAGAGUGACCAGGAGCUCUCCCCAGUGGAGGAUGACACUGAGCUCCUUCCAGUGAACAGCACAAGUGAUGAGGAGCUGUCCCUGAUAGAAGAGGCCAUUGAGCUCUGUCCAGGUGACAGCAACAGUGAGACAGGGGUGUCUGAAGAGCAAGAGGCCAUCGAGGUGAUUCCAGGGGACAGCAUGAGUGACCUGGAGCUGUCCUCGGUACAAGAGGACAUCGAGGUUAUCUCGGGGGACAGCGUGAGUGACCAGGAGCUGUCCUCUGUGCAAGAGGACAUCGAGGUGAUUCCAGGGGACAGCAUGAGUGACCAGGAGCUGUCUUCGGUGCAAGAGGACAUCAAGGUUAUUCCAAGGGACAGCAUGAGUGACCAGGAGCUGUCCUCAGUGCAAGAGGACAUCGAGGUGAUUCCAGGGGACAGCAUGAGUGACCAGGAGCUGUCUUCGGUGCAAGAGGACAUCGAGGUUAUCCCGGGGGACAGCAUGAGUGACCAGGAGCUGUCCUCGGUGCAAGAGGACAUCGAGGUGAUUCCAAGGGACAGCAUGAGUGACCAGGAGCUGUCCUCGGUGCAAGAGGACAUCGAGGUGAUUCCAGGGGACAGCAUGAGUGACCAGGAGCUGUCCUCUGUGCAAGAGGACAUCGAGGUGAUUCCAAGGGACAGCAUGAGUGACCAGGAGCUGUCUUCGGUGCAAGAGGACAUCGAGGUGAUUCCAAGGGACAGCAUGAGUGACCAGGAGCUGUCCUCAGUGCAAGAGGACAUCGAGGUUAUCCCGGGGGACAGCAUGAGUGACCAGGAGCGGUCCUCAGUGCAAGAGGACAUCAAGGUUAUUCCGGGGGACAGCAUGAGUGACCUGGAGCUGUCCCAAAUGUCAGAGGACGUCGAUGUCUUUCAAGGGGACAGCAUGAGUGGUCAGGAGCUGUCCCCAGUAGAAGAAAGCAUUGAUGUCAUUUCAGGGGACAGCCCAACUGAUGAGGAGCUGUCCCCAGUGCCAGAGGACACUGGGAGCAAUGCAGGGGACAGCAAGAGUGACAAGGAGCUGUCCCAAGGUCAUAACAACGAGGGUGAGAAGGUUUCCCCAGAAGACGUCAAAGAUUAUUCCCAGCUGUGCUCUGGGGAAGACUGUGGUGUCCAGGACAUGUCCCAGAGGAAAGAGGCUGAAAAUGCAGAGCUCUCCGAUUCGGAAGAAUGGGAGGAUGAAGUGAUGCCAAGGAUGGCCCUGCGUGGUGGAAUGGAGAGAGGUCCGAGCUCAUCACGUGAACUGCCAGGAAUGGGGGAAAUGUCAUGUCAUCAGAAGGUGCUAGACUGGCUGGACGCCAAUUUCCCUAAUGAUUAUGGAGUCGACGAGGAGGAGGACGAAGAGUACGAAGAUUAUGGAUACGAAUUACUGUCCUCCAAAGUGUGGAAUCGGUGGAAGGAGCAGGCGGAGGCCCGGUUGGAAGAGGUGUUGUGCUCCAUGUCAUUCCUCGGUGUCACAGUCGGUGACCUUGUGCUUUCUAAAAGGAAGCGCUGCAGAGAGCAAAAGAUGUCCCGAGGGGAAGAUGGCACCCAGGCCAAGGUGUGGAAUAACCACGUGGGCCUGGUGGAUGAUGAGGAUCCCCUGGAGGGACCCAGCUCCAGGUAUGUGGGUGCAGGGCUGGCAGCAGAGGCAGCCCGUGCCCUGCCCGAGCUGGCAGCUGCUAAGAAGAAGCCCCGGCAGCCUCUCGGUGCAGAGGAGCCAGAGGCACAGAGCCGGGUCUCCGAGAAACGUCCCUCCCGCUUCAGGCGGGCGCUGCGGGCGCUGUUCCUCUGCUCCUGCCUGAGGCCACAGCCGGAGGAGUAAAACAGGGCACCGAGAGCAGGAAUUGCUCCCACAGCCUCCCUCCUGGCAGGACUGCGGCUCACACGGGGCGGCCAAUGCCAACGGGAGUUGGGAUACCAACGGGAACAAGACGAGGAGCACAAAGAAGACAAAGACGAUGAAGAAGAGGAAGAAGACGAUGGAAAUGGAGAUGAUGAAGAAAAUUAAGAAGAGGAAGAAGAAGAUGAUGACUGGCUCCGUUUUGAGACACUUUUAAUAGAGGACACUCCACAAUGAAGUGCCUUUCCUAAAGGGAUCCCCCACCCCCAAUAGAAGAUGAAUACCAAUAGGGGGAAAUGAAAAAACCCAAACCAACAAUUAAUCACCCACAGAACUCAGCCUCUGCCCCAUCAAGACCCAGGAACAAAGACCCCAAAACGUCUGGAGAAUGGGGCAAACAUGGAAGAAAUCCCCUUCCUGACACGGGGUGCGAGACGGCGCCGGCUUUCACGCUGAGGGAAGUGGAGCUUUCAGGGGGGAGUUCCAGGCAGCAGGAGGCACAGCCCUGGUGGCUCUCUGGCACUGACCUCCUGUCCAGGACAGACCAAGCAGCUCGGCUGGAAUCUCUUGCUGCGCUUUCUCCGCCCGGCUCAGCUCCCCGAGGCCCCGGCCUAACCAAAGCACACAGCUCCAUGAACGCCUGGGCAGUGAGGCUUGGAAAAUGCUCACCCCAAGAGCCCAAAGCUCCCCUUCCCCAGCCCCGCACACACCCGGCCCCGGCGUGGAACGUACAGCAACCAUUGCUUGGGCAUAAAGCAGAGGUUGUUGGAACGGACUCUGAGCAUAAACCACGACAGCGACACA